AAAAUUGAACAAUUGAAAUUCUCUUGUAAUUAUUUUCUCAAACAAUUGUAAAACAAUUUUGGCUUUGUGUUGGCCAAGAAUUUUUUUUAGCCAGGAACCGGUUUUUGCAGUUCAACAAAAUCUUGAGGUUGUAAGAGAGAAAAUAAGAGUUUUAAAGCGUGAAACGUGGAUGUGAAAACAUAAACAAACCCAUUAGCAAAAAUAAAAACAAUAAUAAGAUUUGAAGAGGGAGAUGGAAGCACGUGCAACGUUGGUGCAUGAAUGAUAUAAUAUUUAAAAAAAGAAAUAAAAGUUUUCAAGAUAUAGACAUGAGUCUGCCGCAGUUAAUUGAUGAUUUGCAGCGCCUUUCUGAGGAUCAGGAUAGUGCUGAUGUUGUGUUUAUUUGUGGGAGAGAUGAACGUAUCUACGCUCACAGAUUGAUGUUAAUGGCUCGUUGCAAGAGUUUCAAGACCGCCAAAAGGGGCGAGGUGUGCCGCAUUCCCGGGUGCACCGUCUCACCAGCUGCACCUGGAGCUUCCACACCAACCACAAUACGUUUGCCACAUGUUAAUCCGGAUCUAUUUCGGCAGUUUAUUCUUUAUGUUUACACUGCAAAGUUAGUGCUGCAGGACUCGCAGGUAUUCCAGAUGAUGAUGAUGGCCCAGGACAUGGGUGUGGUUGAGCUGCGUACUGCCUGUGAAGAUCAUGUCAUAUCCACCUUAUCAGUAGAUAAUGCCUGUACAUUUUUGACGGCAGUUAUGGAUAUACAUGAAAAAGCAGGAGCAAAAUGUGCCGCGUCUUUCAUGGAACGCUGUAUAAUCUACAUUGGAGAGAAUGCCACCGAAUGUGUUAAGACCAAUGCCUUCCUGACCUUAACCAAGGAGGCCCUCAUCAAGAUCAUUUCAUCAGACUAUUUCUGUCUGGAAGAGGAGGAAGUAUGGCGUUGCGUUCUUGCCUGGGCCAAAUAUCAGGCUGGUGUAACCCAGCCCACUGCCCAUUGGACCGAGGAGGAACGUGCUCGGGUCUGCCAACACCUGAGUGGUGUAAUGGGCCACGUGCGGCUUCUGCUUAUUGACAGUCAGGUUUUCGCAGAGGAGGUAGAACCUACAGGAGCCGUUCCCAUGGAGCUGUCAUUAGAACGCUAUCGUUAUGCCGCUUUGCAUGCCAACAAGAUGAUCGAUAACGACAAGAGACUCCAACCCCGUUUAACUGUGGCCAUCAACAUGUUUCCGGGUUCCCAAAUUCUUAGGAACGAUAAGACACCUUUACAAAAUGUCCUAAAUGGAUGGUUUGGAGUGCCCAAGCAAUCUUGGCGACUAGUUUUCAGAGCUUCAACACAUGGAUACGAUUCGGGGACUUUCCAUCGCUAUUGUGAUGGUGUGGCGCCCUGCAUGGUCAUUGGUUUGGGGUCUCAUGGAGAGAUCAGUGGCGGUUUUACAGACGUGGCUUGGGCGAAAACGAGCCGCAAGGGUGGUUAUGUCCAUUCCGAGAGAGCUUUCUUAUUUGCACUAAAUCCCGCCAACGGAGAGCAACCUACUAAGUUCGAUAUUGUCAAGAAACCAUAUGCUAUCUGCUAUCACCCGGAUUGCGGACCCAUUUUUGGAGCUGGCGCGGAUCUCCUUAUUUCCAGCAAUUGCAACACUAAUAUGGACUCAUACUCGAACCUGCCACAUUCCUAUGACGGCACCAAUGCCGCCCAUUUGACGCUUUUUGGAGACUACAACUUCACCAUCAGCGACUACGAGGUCUAUACAUUGGCUCCGCCGGGAGGAGGAAGUACCACCGGACCCGUUCACAGCAGCAAUCACAACCAGGUUCAAAACCAGAAUCACUCAGCGAAUGGUCAAGCUCCUGGGGUGCCCACAAAAGCGAAAUACGAUAGAUACUAAGGGAGCUACAAAUAAGAUAAAAAUAAAAACAAAUUCCAAUCGAAUUCGAAUCAAAGUAAACAAUCAAAUACUUGUAGUUGCAUCAGCUAUGCUGGCUAAUAAAACUAUUUCCUUGAACGAUCGAUCCGAACACUCGAAUAUUGUAAUCCCAGAUCCGCAACGACUUGGGCUCUAAUGGCAUUAUGUGCUAUGUGUCGGGUUCAUGACUCCGCCCAAGGUAAGAAACCAGCAAUCGAAAGGUAAUUAAUGAAUUGUUAUAUAAAGAAAACUUUUUGGCGGCUGUCUUGACUUCCAUCUAGAUGCCAAGAAUCGGACCAAAUUAAUUAACUGGUUUCCCACUUGUAUGUAAAGUUGAAAGUGUUACCCAAAAAACACAAAACAAAAAGCAGAGGGCGGCUCUUGAAGUUUAUAUGUAGAAUG
Molecule: messenger RNA, 2288 nt
Organism: Drosophila bipectinata
Lineage: Eukaryota; Metazoa; Arthropoda; Insecta; Diptera; Drosophilidae
Molecular function (GO): protein binding
Source: RefSeq, a predicted model, not a curated record